This is a messenger RNA of Equus quagga, 1033 nucleotides long. Its product is annotated as dnaJ homolog subfamily B member 3-like. The transcript has a single exon. Gene Ontology annotation, cellular component: endoplasmic reticulum membrane; cytosol. Gene Ontology annotation, molecular function: Hsp70 protein binding; ATPase activator activity. Bases 109 to 831 code for a protein of 240 amino acids. NCBI's taxonomy places the organism in Eukaryota, Metazoa, Chordata, Mammalia, Perissodactyla, Equidae. Gene Ontology annotation, biological process: positive regulation of proteasomal ubiquitin-dependent protein catabolic process; protein refolding. The record is from RefSeq and is a predicted model, not a curated record.
AGCUACGUCACAAAGGGCGCCGGUCUCCUGCGGGCUGGCCUCGCGGGGCGUUCGGGCUUGUGCCCCGGGCCUGCCAGCCGCACUGCUUGCCGUGCCCCGCUGUCCAGCAUGGUGGACUACUACGAGGUGCUGGGCGUGCCCCGCCAGGCCUCGUCCGAGGUCAUCAAGAAGGCGUACCGGAAGCUGGCGCUCAAGUGGCACCCCGACAAAAACCCCGAGAACAAGGAGGAAGCGGAAAGGAGAUUCAAACAAGUGGCCCAGGCGUACGAGGUGUUGUCAGACGCCAAGAAAAGGGAAGUCUAUGACCGAUACGGCGAGGCAGGGGUGGACGAGGGCGGGGGCAGGGGCGGGCUCUUCGAGGACCCCUUCGAGUACGUCUUCACCUUCCGCGACCCCGCCGAGGUCUUCAGGGAGUUCUUCGGUGGCCAGGACCCAUUUUCGUUUGACUUUUUCGGAGACCCGCUUGAGAACAUUUUUGGGGGUCGGAGGAACGCCCAGGGAAGCAGAAGCAGAGGGUCCACAAACCUUUUCUCCUCCUUCAGUGAGUUUCCAAUGUUUGGGGGUGCUUUUUCUUCUUUUGAUGCAGGAUUUCCUUCCUUUGGUUCCCUGGGGAAUGGAGGCCUUUCUUCCUUCUCCAUGUCCUGUGGUAGUGGCGGGGCGGGCAACUUCACAUCUUUGUCGACUUCCACCGAAAUAGUGAAUGGCAAAAAAAUCACCACCAAGAGAAUCAUUGAGAAUGGCCAAGAAAGGGUGGAAGUGGAAGAAGACGGAGAGUUAAAGUCCCUGGUGAUCAAUGGCAAAGAGCAGUUGCUGCACAUUGCCACCAAGUAGUUCCGGUCCGCGUUCAACUUCAAGCACAUUUGAGGAAGAACAGGACUUUUUUUUUCUCUUGGAAGAUUACAAGGGAACUCUACUUUCAGAACACCUGUUCUCAAGAAUUUAUAAACAAUUCAUGCCAAGGCCUUUUGUUGUUGUUGUUGGGACCCCAGGAAUAGGACCUCUGCUCAUCUUUAAAAAAAAAAAAAAAUGUAAA